Ilex paraguariensis (yerba mate) is the source of this 1047-nucleotide messenger RNA. The record is from the annotation of a GenBank genome assembly. Lineage: Eukaryota; Viridiplantae; Streptophyta; Magnoliopsida; Aquifoliales; Aquifoliaceae.
CUUCAAUGCUAAUGCAAGAGAUUGAACUUGAAAGAGACUUUGAGGAUGCAGAGAUCCUCCUCAGCCAUACAAAAAAGAAGUGGUAGUGAAGCUACUUAAACUCAACUUCUAAAACCAGACAAUAUGGUACCUCUCCCAUGGCUUCAUCAGCUACACCGGCUUCUUUCUCUCUCCUACUAAGGCGCCAAGGUGGCAGCCACCGUGAGCGGUGGCCAGCAAUAAAAGUUGGAACAAGAAAAACAAAUCGCCACCGUUUGUACGUUUUCGCCGCCGCUCAAGGCUCAAACCGACGACAAAGAGCCCCUCCCGGAGUUGAUACAAGAAUUCAUUGGAAGAAUGAAGAUGAAGGGUGGAUUGGAGGGAAUAACUCACAGUCCACACAGGAGCGCCUCAAAUCAGAAGAAGAGCAGAAGAAUCACUUGGGUGAAAAAUUCUCUGAUUUGCUUAACAGUUCAACCGAUUCGCAUUACCAAUUCUUGGGAGUAUCUGCAGAAGCCGAUUUGGAAGAGAUUAAAGCUGCCUACCGGAGGUUAUCCAAAGAGUACCAUCCCGACACAACGUCGCUUCCUCUAAAAGCAGCAUCGGACAAGUUCAUGCAACUCCGAGAAGUUUAUGACAUCUUGAGCGAUGAAGAGAAGCGCAGGUUUUACGACUGGACACUUGCUCAGGAGGCUGCAAGCCGCGAAGCUGAGAAAAUGAGAAUGAAAUUGCGAGAUCCAUACAUGCAAGAUGUGGAGAACUGGGAGUCUGUUCCUGACAUGGUGGAUCGUCUCGGUGGAAGAAACAUGAAGCUAAAUGAUCAAGCAAAGUCAGCUCUCACCUUUGAUAUUUUCAUCAUUGUUUUUGCAAUUUGUUGUAUCGUCUAUGUGAUUGUCUUCAAGGAACCAAAUUACUAAGCAGAUAUAACAUGAUACUCUGUCAAUAUAGGAACUUUCUGUGUUGUAUAGCACAAUCUGGAAUCCUUGCAUAUGCAAGACAUACACAUACUGUAAGAUAAUCCAAUUUUGGUUUUCUUUUUAAACCAAUCUCAUAAGAGCUCAUAUUGCA